AUGUCGUCAAGAGGAUCGUUGGCUGACCGGGUAACGGUCGAGAAAAUCGUAAGUUUAACUCAAGUUUUAACUGUUUCCUUUGUUAAAAGGUGUCAAAACAGACUAAAGCAAUAUAAGAUAGGGUUUUAUAGAUAGUAUUUUUUAGCGAGAACGUGGUGGAGACAUAUCAGAAAAGGAAAUACGAUCAGCACAGACGUUUGACAUGUCCAAGAUUGAUAACCCAGAAGAACAACAACUUUUGGCUGAAUUUGACAGAAGACGUAAAGCUAGGAACUUGAUGAUUCCCACAGACGAUGAGAGGGUUAAAUACUUGCUUAGGAAGAUUAGCGAGCCUAUUUGUAAGUUAUGUUUUUAUUCGUUUUGCUGUUUUAGGUUGUCAACAUCUGCUACAUGAAUAAUAUCUAUUUUCUCUUAUUCAGGCUUGUUUGGUGAAGAUAUCUUGGAUCGACGUGAAAGAUUGAGAAACUUUUUGUCUAGACUUACUGAUGAUCAAGUGUUUGCCAUCCUACAGGACGAUGAUACGGAGAAACAUGAGGCUCAAGAUGAUGCAGAGAUCUGGUAUCACAAUGGUCCGCCUGAAUUACGGAUAGCACGGGUUAACAUUGCUGAUUAUAGUUUGAGGAAAGCUCAAAUAAGGUUGGAGAGGGCCAGAGUUAGAGCUGGAAGGACUCCGCAAGAAGUUGCGUUGGGGAAACAGGAAAUGCACAAGACUGUUAGCAAUAUAUCACUUUUUGGAUCUCAAGUUACUGGUAGGUUAAUAUAACAUUAUAAGUUGGUUUAGGAUUAAAAAAUAAGGUUCAUAAAAGUGUUUUUAAUAAUUUUUUGAUCAAAUGUUAGGUUAGUAUGGCUCUUUUUGCUAAGUAAAACUUCAAGAUGUGUUUUAUAAUAAAAUGUUUUACAUUUUUAUCAUUAUUUUAAAGCUUUUACUGCGUAAACUGGAAUUAUAUGAAUGAUUUUGCGUUCAGGAUCAAACCGAACAUCAUAUGUAGACGUCUCACUUGAUUCAAAUCACGCCAUCACAUCAAAUUGGGGAGGACAAGUUCAAAUCUGGUCGAUACCGAACUGCGACAACGAAUUGACGUUAAAUGGACAUUCAGACAAAGUUAGCUGUGCCAGAUUCAGACCAGGUGCAUUCAAGUCAGUUCAGCCGAAUGAGGUAAACGCUGCCAGUGGAGAUUUUGGAGGAAAUGUUUUGUUAUGGAGCUUACAGGACAAUAAACCAGUGGCAAAGCUGGAACAACAUGAGAACAGGGUCAAUAGAGUUGCGUUUCAUCCUAGUGGACUUUAUUUGGGCACUACUUGGUAAGAGUUUUUGGUAUAAUCAAAAAUGGCAGAAUUUUUUAUAUUGGAGAAGUAUAAUGGCAAUAACUUUCUUUAUAAAGCUUAAAAUGACAAAAAUUUUACUUACAUAGUAAAAAUAGCCAAAAAUUUAAAUAAAUAAUGUCAUUUUGCUUUCAGUCAUGAUAAAUCAUGGAGAUUGUACGACAUCAACACUCAACAGGAUCUACUAUUCCAAGAAGGGCACAGUGAUGCUGUCUACGACCUUGCCUUUCAUCCAGAUGGGUCUUUAGCACUAUCAGGCUCCCUAGAUUCGUAUGGCCGCGUUUGGGAUCUACGAACCGGCAGAUGUAUCAUGUUCCUUGAAGGCCACCUUAAAGACAUCUACUCGGUCCAAUGGCAUCCAAAUGGCUUUGUCAUGGUCACCGGAUCCGGCGACAAUCAGUGCAAAACCUGGGACAUUCGAAUGCGACGCCAAUUUUACAGUAUCCCCGCCCACAUGUCAAAUGUCACUGGCAUUUCAUUCGACCAAGAAGGCGACCUAAUGGUCACCAGUAGCUAUGACAGAACCCUAAAGCUUUGGGCGAGUUCAGGGUGGCAAUUGCUACGAACUUUGGAAGGACAUCAUGAACAGGUCACCUCGGUUCAGAUGAGCCCCAAUAAUAAGUGGAUAGUGUCGGGUUGUGCUGACAAAACCUUCAAAUUGUGGAGCACCGAGUCCACCGAACUUGAUCUUUAA
This is a messenger RNA of Bursaphelenchus okinawaensis, 2017 nucleotides long. The record is from the annotation of a GenBank genome assembly. Lineage: Eukaryota; Metazoa; Nematoda; Chromadorea; Rhabditida; Aphelenchoididae.